AUGGCUAAGGACAAGGGCGAGAAGUCCAACUUCCAGCUCAAGGUGCCCAAGGGCACCAAGGACUGGGAGGGCAAGGACAUGGUCAUCCGCGACAAGAUCUUCAGCUCCAUCACCGACGUCUUCAAGCGCCACGGCGCCGUCACCAUCGACACGCCCGUCUUCGAGCUCAAGGAGAUCCUGGCCGGCAAGUACGGCGAGGACAGCAAGCUGAUCUAUGACCUGGCCGACCAGGGCGGCGAGCUGUGCUCGCUGCGCUACGAUCUGACCGUUCCCUUCGCGCGCUGGCUCGCCCAGAACAGCUCCGUCACCUCCAUCAAGCGCUACCACAUCGCCAAGGUCUACCGCCGCGACCAGCCCGCCAUGACCAAGGGCCGCAUGCGCGAGUUCUACCAGUGCGACUUCGACAUUGCCGGCACCUACGACCCCAUGCUGCCCGACGCCGAGAUCCUGCGCAUCACCAGCGAGAUUUUCGAGGCGCUUGGCUGGAAGGGCCGCUACACUAUUAAGAUCAACCACCGCAAGAUCCUCGACGGUAUCUUUGAGGUCUGCGGCGUGCCCAAGGAGAAGAUCAGGACCAUCAGUAGCGCCGUGGACAAGUUGGACAAGUCGCCAUGGGAGGAGGUGCGCCGCGAAAUGACGGAGGAGAAGGGCCUCGACGCCGCCGUGGCCGACAAGAUUGGCGAAUUUGUGAAUCUUAAGGGCGGCGAGGACCUCCUCGAAAAGCUCAAGGGCACGGAAGCUCUUACGAGCAACGCGUCGGCGCAAAAGGGUCUCGAGGACAUGAGCCUGCUGUUCAACUACCUCAACAUCUUCGGCGUCAUGGAAAAGAUCUCGUUCGACAUGUCGCUCGCGCGCGGCCUCGACUACUACACCGGCGUCAUUUACGAGGUCAUCACCGAGGGCUCCGCGCCCGCGACGGCGUCUGGCGCGCCCGAAGCGCAGAAGGCGCAGCGCUCAGGUAAGAAGGACAAGAAGGCGGCAGCCGACGGAGAGGAGGACCGGUCAAACGACCCGAGCGUCGGAGUCGGUAGUGUCGCCGCUGGCGGCCGCUACGAUGAGCUGGUCGGCAUGUUCAGCGGCAAGCAGCAGAUUCCGUGUGUUGGUAUCUCGUUUGGCGUGGACCGCAUCUUCAGCAUCACGAAGGCCCGCAUGGAGGCCGAGAAGAAGGCCAACACCGUGCGCCUGAACGAGGUCGACGUCUUCGUCAUGGCCUUCGGCGGCAAGGGCUUCACGGGCCUUCUGCCCGAGCGUAUGGCUGUUGCCCGCACCCUCUGGGACGCAGGCAUCAAGGCCGAGUUCAGCUGGAAGGUCAAGCCGAAGCUGCCCCAGCAGUUCAAGGCCGCGGAGACUGGCGGUGUUCCCUUUGCUGUUAUCCUGGGAGAGGAUGAGCUGCGCGAGGGCAAGGUCAAGAUCAAGGAGAUGGGUCUGCCCGAGGGCCACCCGGAGAAGGAGGGUCUUAUGGUUGAGAAGGCGAACCUGGUUGCUGAGGUCCGCUCCCGUCUCACGGCUUACAACCAGAAGCAGGCUGGUGACAGUGAUGUUGAGGCGGUGACGGAGAAGGUUGGAGAGGUCAAGGUCCAGGACAGGGACGAUGUGCCCGGCUCGCCGCCUGUCAUCCCGCAGGUUUCGUAG
Molecule: messenger RNA, 1632 nt
Organism: Aplosporella prunicola CBS 121167
Lineage: Eukaryota; Fungi; Ascomycota; Dothideomycetes; Botryosphaeriales; Aplosporellaceae
Exons: 2
Coding region: 1-1632 (543 amino acids)
Biological process (GO): histidyl-tRNA aminoacylation; mitochondrial translation
Cellular component (GO): mitochondrion; cytoplasm
Molecular function (GO): histidine-tRNA ligase activity; ATP binding
Source: RefSeq, a predicted model, not a curated record